AUGCCGCGCGCAACUGUAGUGGCCUUGCCCCUGUUGCAGUGUGCUAAGAGCACGAACUUAUCAAAGUCCCUCGCUUCGGAGGGCCUGGUGGCCUUGGCUGGCGUGGAAUGCCACUCGCGCAAAGCGCGAGCCUCCGAAGGAGGGACUUGA
Molecule: messenger RNA, 150 nt
Organism: Puccinia graminis f. sp. tritici CRL 75-36-700-3
Lineage: Eukaryota; Fungi; Basidiomycota; Pucciniomycetes; Pucciniales; Pucciniaceae
Exons: 1
Coding region: 1-150 (49 amino acids)
Source: RefSeq, a predicted model, not a curated record